Molecule: messenger RNA, 6033 nt
Organism: Leptonychotes weddellii (Weddell seal)
Lineage: Eukaryota; Metazoa; Chordata; Mammalia; Carnivora; Phocidae
Source: RefSeq, a predicted model, not a curated record
GGGGAGCUGAUCACCUUCUAUUACUACUGGAAGAAAACCCCCGAAGCAGCCAGCUCCCGGGCCCAUCGGAGGCACCGCAGGCAGGCCGUGUUCAGGAGGAUCAAGACCCGCACCGCAUCCACACCCGUCAGCACACCCUCCAGACCCCCCUCCAGCGAAUUCCUGGACUUGAGUUCAGCCAGCGAGGAUGACUUUGACAGUGAAGACAGCGAGCAGGAAUUAAAGGGGUACGCCUGCCGCCACUGCUUUACCACCACCUCCAAAGACUGGCACCACGGGGGCCGGGAGAACAUCCUGCUCUGCACAGACUGCCGCAUCCACUUCAAGAAAUACGGCGAGCUCCCCCCCAUUGAGAAGCCCGUGGACCCUCCCCCAUUCAUGUUCAAACCUGUCAAAGAGGAAGAUGAUGGGCUCAGUGGGAAGCAUAGCAUGAGGACUCGGCGCAGUCGUGGCUCGAUGUCUACACUGCGCAGUGGUCGAAAGAAGCAGCCAGCCAGCCCUGAUGGUCGCGCCUCGCCCAUCAAUGAAGAUAUCCGCUCCAGUGGCCGGAACUCGCCCAGCGCUGCCAGCACCUCUAGCAAUGACAGUAAAGCAGAGACAGUGAAGAAGUCAGCCAAGAAGGUGAAGGAGGAAGCCUCAUCCCCCCUUAAGAGCACCAAGCGCCAGCGGGAGAAGGUGGCCUCUGAUACAGAGGAGGCCGACAGGACCAGCUCCAAGAAGACGAAAACCCAGGAGAUCAGCCGGCCCAACUCGCCAUCGGAAGGCGAAGGAGAGAGUUCGGACAGCCGCAGCGUCAACGAUGAGGGCAGCAGUGACCCCAAAGACAUCGACCAGGACAAUCGCAGCACGUCCCCCAGCAUCCCCAGCCCCCAGGACAACGAGAGCGACUCGGACUCUUCGGCCCAGCAGCAGAUGCUGCAGGCCCAGCCCCCAGCUUUGCAGGGGGCACCCGGUGCGGCCCCUCCAGCGCCCUCCACCGCCCCUCCAGGAACCUCCCAGCUCCCCACACCAGGGCCCGCGCCCUCUGCCACUGCAGGCCCUCCACAGGGCUCCCCCUCGGCCUCCCAGCCCCCCGGCCAGCCGCAGGCCCCGGCGGUUCCUGCUCCCCAUGCUCAUAUCCAGCAGGCGCCCGCCCUGCACCCACAGCGGCUGCCCUCACCACAUCCCCCGCUCCAGCCUCUGACCGUGCCAGCUGGCCAGACCGCCGCCCCACCUCACAACCAGCCCCCACUGCAUAGUCAGGGCCCAGGUGGCCCUCACAGCCUCCAGGCCGGGCCCCUGCUGCAGCACCCAGGCCCCCCUCAGCCCUUCGGCCUCCCUCCCCAGGCCUCCCAGGCGUCAGCUCUCCCUCACGCCUCCUUGCAGCCUGCAGCCUCGCAGUCAGCGCUGCAGCCCCAGCAGCCCCCACGGGAGCAGCCCCUGCCACCGGCCCCCUUGGCCAUGCCCCACAUCAAGCCCCCACCCACCACACCCAUCCCCCAGCUGCCGGCCCCCCAAGCCCACAAGCACCCGCCUCACCUCUCCGGGCCCUCGCCCUUCUCCAUGAAUGCCAACCUCCCACCCCCUCCAGCACUGAAGCCCCUGAGCUCCCUGUCCACACACCAUCCCCCUUCAGCCCAUCCCCCUCCCCUGCAGCUCAUGCCGCAGAGCCAGCCCCUGCCCUCCUCCCCUGCACAGCCCCCAGUGCUGACCCAGAGCCAGAGCCUGCCUCCUGCUGCUGCCGCUCACCCCCCAGCGGGCCUCCACCAGGUGCCCCCCCAGCCCCCAUUUGCUCAGCACCCCUUUGUCCCUGGGGGACCUCCUCCCAUCACCCCUCCAACCUGCUCCUCCACCUCCACCCCUCCUGCGGGACCUGGCCCCUCGGCCCAGGCACCCUGCUCUGCUGCUGUUCCCUCGGGAGGCAGUGUACCCGGGGGGACAGCGUGCCCGCUCCCCACGGUCCAGAUCAAGGAAGAGGCUCUGGAUGAUGCUGAGGAGCCUGAGAGCCCACCUCCCCCACCUAGGAGCCCGUCCCCCGAGCCCACUGUGGUGGACACCCCCAGCCAUGCCAGCCAGUCAGCCAGGUUCUACAAACAUCUGGACCGUGGUUACAACUCGUGUGCGCGGACAGACCUGUAUUUCAUGCCUCUGGCGGGAUCCAAACUGGCCAAGAAGAGGGAGGAGGCCAUCGAGAAGGCCAAACGGGAGGCUGAGCAGAAAGCACGAGAGGAGCGGGAGCGCGAGAAGGAGAAGGAGAAAGAGCGCGAGCGGGAACGAGAGCGGGAGCGGGAGGCAGAGAGAGCAGCCAAGGCGUCCAGCUCAGCCCACGAGGGCCGCCUCAGCGACCCCCAGCUCAGUGGUCCCGGCCACAUGCGGCCAUCCUUCGAGCCGCCACCAACCACCAUUGCCGCGGUGCCUCCGUACAUCGGGCCCGACACGCCUGCUCUUCGGACUCUGAGCGAGUACGCUCGGCCCCACGUCAUGUCACCCACCAACCGCAACCACCCCUUCUACAUGCCCCUCAACCCCACUGACCCCCUGCUGGCCUACCACAUGCCCGGCCUCUACAACGUGGACCCCACCAUCCGGGAGCGGGAGCUCCGGGAGCGGGAGAUCCGGGAGCGGGAGAUCCGGGAGCGGGAGCUACGGGAGAGGAUGAAGCCAGGCUUUGAGGUGAAGCCCCCGGAGCUGGACCCCCUGCACCCAGCCACCAACCCCAUGGAGCACUUCGCCCGGCACAGCGCCCUCACCAUCCCCCCCACUGCGGGCCCCCACCCUUUUGCUUCUUUCCACCCGGGCCUGAACCCCCUGGAGAGGGAGAGACUGGCCCUGGCGGGCCCCCAGCUGCGGCCCGAGAUGAGCUACCCUGAUAGACUGGCGGCCGAGCGGAUCCACGCCGAGCGCAUGGCAUCGCUGACCAGCGACCCUCUGGCCCGCCUGCAGAUGUUCAACGUGACUCCACACCAUCACCAGCACUCACACAUCCACUCGCACCUCCACCUCCACCAGCAGGACCCCCUCCACCAAGGUUCAGCAGGCCCAGUGCACCCACUGGUUGACCCCCUGACCGCUGGCCCUCACCUGGCUCGCUUUCCCUAUCCCCCUGGCACCCUCCCCAAUCCUCUGCUUGGACAGCCCCCCCAUGAGCACGAGAUGCUUCGUCAUCCAGUGUUUGGCACCCCCUACCCCCGAGACCUGCCUGGGGCCAUCCCACCCCCCAUGUCUGCAGCCCACCAGCUGCAGGCCAUGCAUGCCCAGUCAGCAGAGCUGCAGAGACUGGCCAUGGAACAGCAGUGGCUGCAUGGACACCCCCACAUGCAUGGUGGCCACCUACCAAGUCAGGAAGAUUAUUACAGUCGACUGAAGAAAGAAGGUGACAAGCAGUUAUAAGUUAUUUAUUUGUUAGCGCUGGCUGUGGAAACCCCAAUUCUUGGGGGGAGAAACAGGACUUUUUACAUACAAUAUGAGCUACAAAAGCAAAAAGAAUAUCUUCUAAAGAUUUCUUUAUAUAUUUAAAAACCCCACCACUAAAAAUGUUAUCAGCAUAAUAGUGUUUGUUUGUAGAGAGGAUUCCUUGAGACUGGUUUGGGUCUCCCUGCAUGACAGUCCCCCAGAAACUUAGUGAGUCCUGGACUGGACUGAACAUUCAGAAAACUUUCCCUGCAAUCUUGGGGUUUGGCUUUAGUUUUCUUUUCCUUCCUUGAUUUCUUGGUAGGUGCUAGAAUCCAGUUCACACCCUUCACUGUGCGUGCAGACACACUCAGUUACGUGUGUUCCAGAACCCACAAGGUUUGCAGAUAGGUGGCAUAUGAGUUUGGAAUCCAAGAGCUAUAAUUUUUAAAAAAACUUUUAUUUUAAUACAUUGUAGGAGAUCUUCAUAAUUUGAGAAAGUUCUGCAGCAUGGCUUUUUACGUCUGUAAAUAAAUAAUUUUAGAAUGGCAUUUUUUUUUUCUUCCACAAACUAUUCUGAUCUAUUUUUUCCAGCCAUGUCACUAAUUGUGAAUUCCUACCAGCUAUUGACAGAAUACAGAGUUGAUUUUUUAAUAAAAAGUUAUAUAUAAUUAUCCCUUUAAUUAAAGGGAGCAGAUGGGCGUUACUAAUUGCAAACGGGCAGAGGCUUGGGACGCGGUGCGGUCACAGCAGUGAGCAUCCAGGGGUCUGCAGGGAUGAUGUUACGGACCGUUUCUUUGUUUUGCUGCCUUGAUUUUCACUUCUGUCUGUUCCUAGCUUGUGCUUUGCCAGAGGUGCGGAUAUCUGUCAGAUGAAACUAUUUUUAUUUUGUCCCAGGAGUGCAAGAGUUAAAUUUCCACCUUGUUCUGUCUCUGCAGGAUAGAAAGCACAUGUUUCUGUGUGUCUGGUUGUAGAUUUCCUUCUAGAUUUCUAUGCACACACAUUUGGUUGUUUUGGAUGAACUGCCUUUUUAAAUACUCUGACAAUUUCAUAAACAUUCUAGAAAUCUCAAGAAAACACCAUUCCUUACAAAGAACUCAGCACACACACUUGCCAGAGGAAUUUGUUUUUUUAAAAAAAAAAACAAAACUCUUUUGUGUGUGCCAUCAUUAGGAUCUUCCUGUGGGGAGGCCAGGUCCUCCUGGCCACGCAGCUGGAGGCCCCGGAGUUGGCAUGGUUGUGGGUGGCGGCCUGUGCAUCUCCCCCAGGAGCAGGUCCGUGCGUGGUGACCCGCGUCGGCUGGGGACACCAUUUGAAUCCCACUGUUUCUCCUGGGAGUAGGAACGAGAGUCGCAGCCGCUGACGUGGAAUGAGAAGGCAGGCUUUCUUGCACCUGGGAGCUGCCAGUCUGAGGGCUCCGGCUGUUACGCGGAGCGUCCACCUCUCCUUUCUGAGUUGCAGGCAUGGUGUGCUUUCUCCAGGGCGGAGGGCGGGGAACCUGGGGAUGUCUGCACCUGGGGAUCCGGCCUUCUGUCAGGGUGUGAUCUUUCCUGUUCCAUCCCCCCACCAGACUCGAGAGCCGCUUCUGCCAUUGUGUAUGGUAGUCCCAUCGGAGAGCUGCCAGAUGACGUGGCAGAGCGCACGAGAGUCGGUGGGUGUGGGGUGUGGCCAGGACUGGGGCUCAGUUGGGGACAGGACCAGAAGGCUGGCGCGCUGACCCAGAAGCUAGCAGGCAUUAGCUGAGAUUCAGGUUCCGGUCUCAAACCUGCAUCAGGGGCAUUUCCAGUUUCUAUUAAAACUGUUUGGUUUCAGUUGGGACAGACAGGAUUGUUUUGUCUGCUGGGAAUGUUCUGGAAAUGUUUGUCGCUUUUCUCUUUCAUUUUCUCCUGUUCCAUUUCUGCCUUAACUUAGCUCCUUAGAGGGAGGCGAGCUCAAAGGAGCCCUGUGUCCCCAAACUCAGGCCACAUGGGCAGGAGGCACUUGUUUCCUCUGGGGGCAGGGCUGGCCCUCCUGCAGCUCCUGCCUGAGGCCCCCACCUCCUCUGCAUCUCUGUUUUCCUUUUGGUGGAACACAGUGCCUGCCAUUCAGUUAGACCUUCUUGACCGCCUCUCUGUGUCAUCCGUUUUUCCAAAGAAGAGACAGAGUGAAGUACUUAGAAGUCUUUACUUGAAGACUGUCUGAAGGUGUUUUCUCGUUAGGUUUUGGUUUUCCCCCAUAUCCCAAGGUGAAGCACUGAGAUUCUUCCAUUUAAGAACCUACGACCUGAAACCCUCACCUGGUCAGCCACAGUUUGUUUAGGAGGCCCCAGACCUUCACAGUGUCUUUGAAGCCCGACCCCUUGGUUUCCUUUUGGAUUUUCCUUCCUUUUGUUUGAAGUUUGGUUUUGCUUUUCUGUGUUCUGUACGUAUCUUGUUGAAUGUUGUCCAGAUUGAGCUUCAUGUUCCACUGCGGCAGCAGAGUGUACAUCCUGAUUUGCUACGUUUAUAUAUAUCUUGAAGCUAAGUGUAUAUAUGAGUAGUUUGCCAUGAGAUAACACAGUGUAAACAGAGUAGACACCCAGAAAUCGUGACUUCUGUGUUCUCUCCAUUUGAGUAUUUUGUAAUUUUUUUGAAAUAUUUGUGGACAUAAAUAAAACCAAGCUACACUACAGCAGCUGGGUGUUCA